Messenger RNA from Xenia sp. Carnegie-2017, 5659 nucleotides. RefSeq names its product ral GTPase-activating protein subunit beta-like. Gene Ontology annotation, biological process: activation of GTPase activity; regulation of small GTPase mediated signal transduction. Lineage: Eukaryota; Metazoa; Cnidaria; Anthozoa; Malacalcyonacea; Xeniidae. The record is from RefSeq and is a predicted model, not a curated record. Gene Ontology annotation, molecular function: GTPase activator activity.
AUCAGAAUUCCACUACGAAGGUGUUGCUCCCACGAAGUGCGUGGGGCACACUAGGCUAAAUAUUUGUUGCUAAAGAUGGCGGAAAUGACCAUUCACGUAAAAAUGCGUUAUACUUUCACCUUUAUCAACUGAACUGGUGAAGUUUAACCUAAAAUAGAAGUUUUUAUGUUUUGCCUGUAUAUUAAGGCUUCGCCUUGUCCUUAGCUCAUUGAAUUGUGGCUUGGGUGAUGGAUAAGAUUUGUCAUAAUUUUAUUUAUUAUGAACUUGCUAUUUUUUGGAGCGGGUACGUAAAACUGUUGUGAGGACAACAUACAACAAAUUAUGUAUUCAGACUGGGUUUCUUUAAGUGAAAAUAUUCGAAAUGAUGAUAGUGGAAGAAGUGCAUUGGAACAUUAUCCAAACUCCGUUGGGUGGGAUGUGGCAAGAGCAGUUGUCAAAAAUCUUGUUGACGAUCCAGUCGAGAAUACACCUAAGCGUGUCAUGUCGGUAGAAGAUGUAAAAUGGACUAUGAAUGUAAUAUGCUUUGGCUUGGGAAUGCCUUUAUCAGAGGGAGAUACUGUAAAAGGAUGUGUACAUACAUAUUUGGAUUGGUUAGGCUGCUUAUCAUCUCAACCUAAGGAAACGAUACCCAAUGUAAUUCUUAAUGACCCAAAUAUGUACUGUGAGAGGAUUUUACUGCAUUUUAAGAAUUUGUUCAUACCAAGGACCCCAGGUUCAUUAGCAUUGCAGGCUUCCUUAUGUAUGAAGGUAUUACAAGGUGUUCAACGUAUCUCACAUGAAUGUAGCAAGAUCAAUAAAAAGACCAUAAAUGCAAUGUUACGAUUUUUGUUAUCAAUAUCAGACUCAUUGUUAUCUCCACCUUUUGUACCUGGUGGACUCACAGAACAGCUUUGUAAGUUGCUAAUUGAAGUCUUGUUUGAUGUUUGGCUCCAAGCAUGUGUAUGGGCAUUUCCUGAUCCAUCUCUUUGGCGUACUUUGCAAGAAAUGUGCUCCACAUGGCGACAUCAUGGUGAUUUAGUCAUGCUUUGGAAUAAAACAAUGUUUUCUAUAGCAGUCUGCUGGUUGAAUAUGGUAGUACUUUUCCUUUGUAUCCUCUUCAUGACAAGAAGCAGAAAUUCAAUUCCCAUAAGUCUCGAUAGGCAAUGUUUGAUGCAAUGUUGGUUUAUUUUGCACAUCAUGGAUAACCCUGUGGAUUUGGUAAAAGUGAUUGGCAACAUGCCUAAAUUCAAGGAGCAUGCUUUGGUGAGACAGUCUCUACAACUGUCAGAACAUCCUUGUUUGAUGUCAAUGCCUCAAAAUUUUUACACAGCCAUGAAAGGAAUAGCCACCCUGGCUGACACAUUGCUAGGAAAAAAGUGUACAUGUGAUUCACCGGUUAUGUACAAUGAAAUCAUACAUGAUGCUUCCAAUUGCUUGGUUUUAAAAAAUGGAAUUAAAGAACCUCUGCAUAAUUCUUCUUCCAAUAAUCAAAUCCUCAAUAUGAAACGAAGCUUUGAUUCAAAGAGUCAAGGACAAGUUGAAGUUCCAAUCGGAUUUCUCUUUAACCAGCCAGAUGGCCGUAACACAAAUUUGUUAAUGCCUUAUGAGAAUACUGUAUUGCACCUUCUUGGAUCAUGGCUUUUUGAAGCAACAUUGACCCACGUAAAUGUUCAAGCUGUAAAAACUAAACUUCAUCUUAUUUGGCAAAUGUACCACAGGUCUUCAGAAACAUGGAAAAACUUAAUAAUUCCAUCUGAGAUGUUAGCUUCUCUUAUCUCUGGCUGUCAUUUGGUUUGUUAUUUGAUCAUUUUAAUUUGUUUUCAUUUACCAGCAGCAAAAGAUGCAGAUGUUAGUGUGAGCGAAAACAACAAAUUUGAACAAGGAAGAGCAGAAGCUUUUGGUGCAUUAUGCAGGAUCUACUGUAGCCAAUCAGGCAUGAUUUUACCCAUCUAUCUGUCGAGGUUCUAUUUUUCACUAGCUGCUGGUCUCAUAUAUUCUUGUUCAGGACAUGUGCUGUCAAGCAUUCUUUUGAACUCCACUGAUCUACUACGUGUUAACUUACCUGGAGUUGAUGUAAUUUUGCCCCAUUUGUUGGCAGCUUUGGAGAAAGUUUUGGGUCACAAUGAACUGAGUUUAAAGUGUAAUGUAAAAAUGGUACAACUGCAAAGAGCCGCCAUUCAUUUACUACUCUCUAUGUUAUGUCUUCCUGACCAUUUUGCUGAUGUAUCUAUAGCAAAUCUCUCAACGAGUGAAAAGGUUUUGGAUGAUCAGACAGUAUCGUUUCUUUCCUUGAAGCCAACUCUUAGAAAACUCUUGAUAAACGCUUUGGAGACUGAAACUGAUUCACAUAACACACAACUUUUACUCGGAGGAGUCAUGUUGUUCGUUCAAGACAGCGCUUUCGUGGAAGAACAAUGUAACACAUGUACGUCACUCUCCCCAGGCUCCCUCCAUCAACCUAGAAAGCCAUACAUACAGGAGGAAGAGAUGAUACAUGAUAAGGAGGACGUUAAUCAACCCGAACAUUCCGAAAAGAAAGAUUGUGGUGCUGGGUACAACGAUUUAGGAUCUUCGACGAGCGCUUUGUUUGGAUAUCUCAAUAAUCUCGUAAAUAAGAAAUUGAUAUUCGGCAGUAAAUGGAAGACAGAUAUUCACGUGACUCUCUCCGCAUUUGAACUAAUGUCAGCAAUGGCCGAGACACAUUCACAACAUUUAGAUAAAGAGGAGUGCCGUCGUACGAUCAAAUGGUUAUGUGAUUACGUGGAAUAUCAGGCAAAGCAACCCGCUCCCUUUCAUACACGUGAUCUUCAUUCAAUGAUGGUUGCUGCAUUUAAUUGUUUAUUGACUUGGAUCUCGUCACAUCCUUGGCUACUGGAUGGUCAGAAAAGUCUUCAGGCCAUAUUGGAGGUCGUGGAACUUGGAAUUUCAGGAACGAAAUCGAAAGCAAACGAGAACCAUGAACAGCUCGUUGAAGACGUCAAGAUCCUUCCUAAAGGAGAGAAGAUUUUAAGACCUGCGUCAUUUCGCGUACGAGAGGCGGCUGAGGGAUUACUGAGUUGUAUUAUGGAUAACGUUGGUGCAUUUCCUUCUCCAUGUGGUCCUGCUUCAUGUUCUGCUUUGAUGGAUGAAGACAUUCUUAUGGAAUUUUUACCAGAAGAUGAUCAGAAUAAACGUUUUCAAUAUUUUGUUGUCGAGGACAGUGUUAUAAUGGGCAUACUGCAGGAGUCCGUGCAGACACACGAUGGUAUUCGUCCAACAGCGACGAUUUUACUGCGUGGUCCAACUGGCCGAACAUCUUGGACGGUCGAAUUGAGGCAAAUACCUGACUGCAAAAAGGAUACUUUAGGUGUAUGCCAACAUGACGCUCCAAAGAGACCUGAACCUAAUCUUGAUAUUCCUGUCAUUCCGCCGUGUGUUCGCCCCCAUUUCCCAGCUGAUGUUGAAUGUGUUACUUUGACUAAAGCGAAUUUAAGCAUUCCAUGUAUCGAUCAAAUACCAUGUGAAAAAUUGUCGCUCGAAAAUGAAUUCUUUCAAAAUCUGAUUGACCAACAGAAAGAGGAAGAACUUACUGCACAAGAAAUGGUACUCAACGAAAAAGAAAGUUCUUCGGGUUUCCUAGUGGAAACGAAACCGCCAAAGUCAGUUUGUGAGUUCAGUGCUUGUCGUAUGAUACUGGCUAGGCUGGGUCUUCUUCGACCCGACAAUGAGAAAGUGCGAUCGAUGGACACACCUAGCUCACUGACCUCGAUAAGUCGCCUGGACACAGUUGAUAACACACUUCGUGAUUCUUUGCGGGAACUGGACCGACUGCCAACAAGAUGCUUCGACACUGUAUACAUUCUUUACAUGAAAUCAGACCAAGAUGAUGCAAAACUGAUUCUAAGAAACGAGAUAAAAUAUUGCGAAUACAAAGAUAUGUUCUGCGAGUUUCUGCGCUCGCUUGGCUGGCCUGUGGACAUUGAAGAUCAUCCUGGGUGGACUGGAAACAUGAAUACCAGUUGGAAUUUGAAUAACUUAAAAACGUACACGUCAUCACAUCAUAACAACUCCCAUACACUUCCUAGAAAAAGGUCAUCUUUAGACUCAAGCUGCAGCGAACCUCUGACCGCUGUACUCGAGGAGUCGGAAGAUUCAAAAGAUGGUAUGGCUGCAGAUUAUCAUAAGAUAAUAUAUGCCGACUAUAGCUAUUUCCUCGCGUGGAAGCCAAACGCAGGAAAUCACGCCCUAUCACACAAAAACAAAACGAAAAGUGUAUGCAGAGAAACGAACUCAAGCGUCUCUAGUCUUCCCAGUGUAAGCAGUUCAUCCAGCUUACUUGAUGUUUUGCCGCCAAAUCGAACUUUAACUCUCACUAGAAAUACAGCGGACACUGGUAUAGAUCUCAGAUAUUUAUCCAAACUGAAUACUCACUCCACUUUGUCUGAGAUUAACAUUCUUGUGGUAUGGUUGGAGAAAUUUCUCGAUCAUGACUUGUUUCCAGCAGAUAUUUUAAAUGAGUUGGGAAUUUGUAGCAAAGAGCCAACUGCUGUGACCAGUCCCAGUGGGAAACCUGUGGAAAGAGAAACGGCAGUCAUCUUUAUUGCUCCCUUACACAAUGGCUUGUUUCGUAUACGAACGAAAUGUACUAUGAAGUCUCCGAUGGCUGGUCCGUUGGUCGACGGUAUGGUAGUGAGCCAGCGAUCUUUGGGCGCAAUGGUAAGACAUACCGCCGUCAAUAUUGGGUGCAGGCGCCGUCUUGAUAUUGACAAUUACUCUUCACCACACGUGUACAGAAAGUUGAAAAUUCAAGACAUUAUCAGAAGAUGUCGACAGGAGAUGACAUUCCCCGAGUUUUAUGCAUCGCUAUUUAGAGGAUAAAUCUUUCUUCAUGAGGAUCUUUCGUCAUAAAUAUGAUUCCAUUUGCAGUGUAAUGUAUCCUUUCGCUCGAGAAUAGAAAACUUUAGUUAUUGCACGAGGAGAUCAAAUCAUAAAUACUUUAUCAUUCUCAAUCCUUAAAGACACUUUCAUCAUCAGUUUUGACUAUCCCAAGUUCUUUGAUAGGGCUUGGCAUAAAACAUUACUCAAUUAUUUAACCGUGCUUGAAGAGAUCGAGAAGCCGGAAAGAACAUGUUAAGUAUUGUGUGAUUGCUGAGUUUGAGAAACUCUAGCUAAGUAUGGUCAUGUGGAGCUCAAAAAGUUUUGUAUAUUUUUUAUGUCACCCACACUGGAAGAUCGUUUUCAUUUUGUGACGAUAGUUUUUCACCCUUAGCAGUCUCUUGUAAAGGCAACUUUAUAUGGUAGUGCAUUUCACGUUUUUGUGUUGGUGACAAAAUCUCCACGUGACUUCUCUUGUUUCUAACUCCGUUUCAAACGUAAGCAAAGUUAAGUUUCAUUUGGUAGAUAGUCGGCGGAUUAUUUCGUUAUGUCACAAUUGUUUCAAUCUACUCCAUGAUAUACAUAUAAAAUUCAAUUUGUGUUCGUAACGCAGCUCUUAGGUUAUUUCAUAAUAUAAUAUUAUACUCAAUUAAUAAUUUAUUAUUUCAAUCUGUUAAUUACAUGAAAAAUUACUGGCAUUUGCCAGUAAAAUUUCAAAGGCUUUUAGGCCUCGUGUAUUCAUAUUGUGCAGGUGGCUCAGUUACAAGUUAGUUAUCAAGAUAUUUAAGUAUUUUACUGCAUAUCGAAAUAAAUGUUUUAUGUUUUA